AUGGAAUUCUCUAGCAAGGCCUUCAAGGAAGGAAAAUGUCAAGGCCAAAAAGUGGUGCAUGGUGAAAUCAUGCCACUAGUUUUACAACCUCCAGAGCCCAACAAGGGUGACUUGGAAUCCCUUCUCUUGGCUCUCAAGGAAAACAAGGACUGGUUCGAGCAAAUGAUCAUCAACAACAGUGCUGUCCUCCUUAGAGGUUACAACGUUGAGAAAGCUGAGGAUUUCAAUGAAAUCAUAGAAAUCUUUGGCUGGGAAGAAAUUCAUUAUGUGGGGCCAGCACCUCGAACACAUGUUUACAAACGAGUUUUGACAGCCAACGAGGGACCACUCUCUGAGUUCAUUCACUACCACCAUGAAAUGGUUUUGAUUAAGGAAUGUCCAAAAAAAGUUAUAUUUUUCUGUGAGAUACCACCCCCUGAAGGUGGAGAGACACCCUUUGUUCCCAGCUUCCGAGUAACAGAAAGGAUGCUAGAGGAGUUCCCAGAAGCUGUGGAGAAAAUAGAGGAGAAGGGGCUAAAGUACACAUUCACAACUCUAAGCAAGAAUGAUACAGCAUCCUCCAUGAGAGGUAGAGGCUGGGAAGAUACUUUUGGAACAUCGGAUUGUGCAGAAGCUGAGAGAAGGGCCAAUGCUGCUGGCAUGGACUUGGAGUGGCUACCAAAUGGUGCAGUUCAGGCAACAUUGAGCCCACGACCUCUAACAAAGGUGUUUGAUGGAAGAAAAGGAAGGAGGAUGUGGUUUAACCUCGCAGUUGGCACGCAUGGAAAGGAACACAGCUCAGCCAUGAUGGCAGAUGGAACAGAAUUACCGGAACAUGUAGUCAAGAGAUGUGAAGAAAUCAUCGAAGAAGAGAGCAUCCAAUUCAAGUGGGAAAAGGGAGAUGUUCUCUUCUUUGAUAACAUGGCUUUGCUUCAUGGAAGAAGGCCUUCUCUUCCUCCUAGAAGAAUCCUGGUUGCCAUAACCAAGUAGUUUGUUUCGCUUGUGGCUCUAUCAAUAAUUGUGUGCGUUGUGAGGACUUUUCACACUGCAAAUAUAUAUGUUGUGUG
Molecule: messenger RNA, 1046 nt
Organism: Quercus lobata
Lineage: Eukaryota; Viridiplantae; Streptophyta; Magnoliopsida; Fagales; Fagaceae
Product: clavaminate synthase-like protein At3g21360
Exons: 3
Coding region: 1-969 (322 amino acids)
Molecular function (GO): oxidoreductase activity
Source: RefSeq, a predicted model, not a curated record